UAAAUUGUAGGGCUGAAAAGUCGCUUUCCACAGAUAUUUGAGUCGCCGGUGUAGCCAGUCAAAGUAUGACUGAGAAAGAGACUUUUUGAUUUGUGAUAAAUGAAACAAAAAAGAAAUAGAAAUAAAAAAACCUCUCUGAACGAGAGAAAAGGAUGCUCGAGAGUAUUUUUCAUUCAAGUAAAGAGUAAGAGUUAUUUUCUGUCUGGCCGCCAUGUCGAUUGCCUGCACCCAGGCCAGGCCCGGUGGUCCAGCUGCCUAUUCCAUCAGUGCGCCAAGUGUGGAUCACGCUUCGGUGGGCAACACACAAGAGCAUACUGUGAAAGGACACUAUGGCCAAUCCUCGCAAUCGGACUAUGCCAGUCAAGUGCAGACGGCUCAUUCGCAAUCGCAUGUCCAGCGUUCGAGCAUUAGCAAUGAUGCUGGAUUAGCUCCUGCUGCCCAUUAUGCUGCUGCUCCUGCCGCCACUUAUACCCUGGGACACACUGCCCCGGCCCAGAUUCAGCAUCAGGGCUUGGGUCUGGGUUUGGGACUGGGCCAUGCCGGUCACGGUUAUGCAGUCGCUGCCGCUCCAGCUCCGAUUUUGGCCUACGGCGGCCAUUAUGGAGCCACUGCUCCUGCUACUCUCGGUGGACACGCUCAAUUGGGCUUGGGCCUUGGACUGGGCUAUGCUGGAUAUGCUGGUAGCAUUGGCGGCUAUGGCUACAGUGCUGCCGCUCCAGCCUACUCGCAUGGCUAUUUGGCCGCUGCCCCAGCACCAGUUGUGAAAUAUGCCGCUGCUCCAGCUUAUGCACCUAGCAUCAUUGGACAUGGCAUUGGACUGGCUGGCCAUGCGGCCAUCGCUGCCCCAGCUUAUGCCACGCAUUUGGCUGCUGCCCCCGUUGUGAAGGCCAUCGGAGCUCCCGCUUUGGUGCAUACAUCGGUUUCGGGCCAUGGCAUUCAAUAUGGCUACUAGAGCGGCGGAAGGGCAACAGCUUUAGAAGGUCUCUGCCUUUCACUACGCACCGACCGCCUGCCCGCCUGCCCGCCUGCCCGCCCUCGCCCUGGCCCCCACCAACAGAAACAUGGCUAAUAAUAAUCGUAUCGUAAUAUCCGGAGCGUGUCACUAACUGUAAAUAAUGGCUGACUUAAUUAAAACUCAAUUUGCAGCGUUGCCAAUUUUAAACGGGCAACGCUAUUUUUAUUACUGUUGCCAGCCCCUGGUCACUUCUCCAUCCCGCGCCCCGCCCCCUCAAAUCAUCGCCCAGUCGAAACUCUGCUCUACCCCCCUCUCACUCCUUCAAUUCAAUUCAACAUGUUUUUAUCGCGGUUUAAUUUUACUUUUUUUUUUUUGUACAAUUGUGAAAUACGAAAUAUUGAAAGUAAAAAAAAUAUAUAUAUAAAUGUAUAUACAAAAAAUAUCAUGUAAAUCAUGAGACUAUCAAAAAAAAAAAAAAAAA
Messenger RNA from Drosophila willistoni, 1436 nucleotides. RefSeq names its product cuticle protein 21.3. NCBI's taxonomy places the organism in Eukaryota, Metazoa, Arthropoda, Insecta, Diptera, Drosophilidae. The record is from RefSeq and is a predicted model, not a curated record. The transcript has 5 exons. The coding region runs from base 212 to 952 and encodes 246 amino acids.